This is a messenger RNA of Prunus mume (Japanese apricot), 2358 nucleotides long. RefSeq names its product phosphoenolpyruvate carboxykinase (ATP) 1-like. Gene Ontology annotation, cellular component: cytosol. Gene Ontology annotation, molecular function: phosphoenolpyruvate carboxykinase (ATP) activity; ATP binding. Gene Ontology annotation, biological process: gluconeogenesis. Lineage: Eukaryota; Viridiplantae; Streptophyta; Magnoliopsida; Rosales; Rosaceae. The record is from RefSeq and is a predicted model, not a curated record.
CACCACUUAUUCCCCCUUGUGUUACGACACUACACUCAUAUUCAUGCUCUCUCUCACUCCGUUAUUUUCUACCUUCUCCAUUUCCCAUUAGCCUCAAUUUAAUUUCCUUCCUUCAUUUCUUCUCCAGCUCUCAAUCUCUGAGGAGAAAAUGGCGUCGAACGGGAACGGCGAGUUCACCUUUGCGAAUGGAAACGGGACGGCAGCGGUGGCAAACGGCAACGGAGCGGCGAGAAACGGGCUGGCGAAGAUCCAGACGCAGAAGAAGGGCAAUGGGAUGUGUCACGACGACAGCACGCCACCUGUGAAGGCGCAGACGAUCGACGAGCUCCACUCGCUGCAGAAGAAGAAGUCGGCGCCCACCACCCCGAUCAAGGGCACUCAAGGUGGUGCCUUUGCCAUCACGCUUUCUGAAGUGGAGCGACAGAAGCAGCAGCUCCAGUCCAUCAGUGCAUCUUUGGCUUCGCUGACGAGAGAGACUGGGCCGAAGGUGGUGAGAGGAGACCCGGCUAAGCAGUCUGAGACGCCCAAGGUUUCGUCGCACGUGUCGCACCAUCACCAUUUCACUCCCACCAUCAGCGUCAGUGACAGUGCCUUGAAGUUCACACAUGUCCUCUACAACCUCUCUCCAGCUGAGUUAUAUGAGCAGGCCAUAAAGUAUGAGAAGGGGUCGUUCAUUACGUCAACAGGCGCAUUAGCAACUCUUUCUGGAGCCAAGACUGGUCGGUCUCCAAGAGAUAAGCGCGUUGUCAAGGAUGACACCACUGAGGAUGAGCUUUGGUGGGGAAGGGGCUCACCCAACAUUGAAAUGGAUGAGCACACCUUCAUGGUCAACAGAGAAAGAGCUGUGGAUUACUUGAAUUCUUUGGACAAGGUCUUUGUGAACGAUCAAUUCUUGAACUGGGAUCCAGAAAACAGAAUCAAAGUGAGGAUCGUCUCUGCCAGGGCUUAUCACUCACUGUUCAUGCACAACAUGUGCAUCCGACCCACUCCUGAAGAGCUGGAGAAUUUCGGUACUCCGGACUUCACUAUAUACAAUGCUGGCCAGUUCCCGUGUAAUCGUUACACACACUACAUGACAUCCUCCACUAGCAUAGAUCUUAAUCUUGCUAGGAGGGAAAUGGUCAUCCUCGGCACCAUGUACGCCGGGGAAAUGAAGAAAGGUCUUUUCAGUGUCAUGCAUUAUCUCAUGCCUAAGCGACAAAUCCUCUCCCUACAUUCUGGCUGCAAUAUGGGGAAAGAUGGAGAUGUUGCUCUCUUCUUUGGAUUGUCAGGUACUGGAAAGACGACUCUAUCUACAGAUCACAACAGGUACUUAAUCGGAGAUGAUGAACACUGUUGGACUGAGAAUGGUGUGUCAAAUAUUGAAGGCGGUUGCUAUGCCAAGUGCAUAGACCUCUCAAGAGAGAAAGAGCCUGACAUUUGGAAUGCCAUCAAGUUUGGUGCUGUGUUGGAAAAUAUCGUCUUUGAUGAGCAUACACGAGAGGUGGACUACAGUGAUAAAUCUGUUACAGAGAAUACUCGUGCCGCCUACCCCAUUGAGUACAUUCCCAACGCAAAGAUACCAUGCGUCGGUCCACAUCCAAAGAAUGUCAUCCUUUUGGCAUGUGAUGCAUUUGGUGUGCUCCCCCCUGUGAGCAAGUUAAACCUGGCACAGACCAUGUACCACUUCAUCAGUGGCUACACUGCCCUUGUUGCUGGAACUGAAGAUGGUAUAAAGGAGCCGACGGCAACGUUCUCAGCUUGUUUUGGUGCAGCAUUUAUAAUGUUACAUCCUACCAAGUAUGCAGCAAUGCUGGCUGAUAAGAUGCUGAGGCAUGGUGCAACAGGAUGGUUGGUCAACACUGGGUGGUCAGGUGGAAGCUAUGGAUCAGGAAAGCGCAUUAAGCUACCCUACACCCGGAAAAUCAUUGAUGCCAUCCACGAUGGCAGCCUCUUAAACGCGAAGUACAAGAAGACUGAAGUGUUUGGACUUGAGAUCCCCACCGAGGUUGAGGGAGUGCCUUCGGAAAUACUGGAUCCAGUGAACACCUGGUCAGACAAGAAUGCACACAAUGAAACACUGCUGAAGCUGGCUGGCCUCUUCAAGAGGAACUUUGAGACCUUCACAAACUACAAGAUUGGAAAGGACAACAAGCUGACUGAAGAGAUACUUGCAGCUGGUCCAAAUUUCUGAAACCUUGGCAGAACAAGAAAAACUGGAAACUAGUUCUAGGGAAGUUGGAGGGUCCAUGCAAUGAAAUAAGAAUUGGAUAGAUUUGAGUUGCAGUCAUUGUUCUUAGAUUUGCAAAAUGGUUCUUGUACUUUGAAGUCCUAUUCUAAUAUAAUCAAGGAGGUAGAUGCUCCAUUUAUUCCCUCUCA